This is a messenger RNA of Tarenaya hassleriana, 2742 nucleotides long. RefSeq lists its product as uncharacterized. The transcript has 11 exons. Bases 423 to 2384 code for a protein of 653 amino acids. The record is from RefSeq and is a predicted model, not a curated record. Gene Ontology annotation, cellular component: cytoplasm; chloroplast; Golgi apparatus. Lineage: Eukaryota; Viridiplantae; Streptophyta; Magnoliopsida; Brassicales; Cleomaceae.
UCAUACACACACGGCUUUGUUUGUCAACAAAGCAACCUCUUUUUUUUUAAAAAAAAAAAAUAAAAAAAUAAAAAAAAGAACACCGAUAAUCCAACGAGCGUUUCUCUUCGGCUUCGAUUCUCUGGAAAUCUCUCAGUCACUGUCUCUCUCUCGAUCUGAUUGGGAUUUGUUCAGCUGUCACCUGGGUUUUGUUUGUUUCUCUGGAAAAUCGACGGGGAAACGCGAGACAGCUCGAAUCUGUGAGACGCAACCUGAACCCCUUCGCGCUGGAUCCCCGAGCAUGCUUCUUCGUUUCUCGUCAGAUUCGCGCAUGUUGCGGCGGCUCUUCUCCGUUUGACCUCUUGAUCUCUUCUUCGAUUCUUCGCCUCAGGGUUUUUAAUUUGAGGGGAGGAUUUCGAAAUUUUAGGGGAAGAUAGAAGGAGAUGAUGCUGUUCAAAUCUAGAAUAAAAUGGAUUGCACUCCUUGUGCUGAUCUUGUCAGUGGGAUCUCUGGUUAUUCAUCUUUCCAUUACCAAGUCUUCAGGUGUACAGUUAGUGCAGUAUUCGAGAGGAUUUGGACAAGAAGUAGGGAUACAGAGUUUUACCAGUAAACACCUAUGGCGAUCUGUGAAAUCGUUAGAAACCUUGCAGCCCUACGCCAAUUCAAGAAAUAACUAUCCUGCGCCAAGUCAGGUGAACAAUGGCUUCAUCUAUGCAAAGGUUUUUGGUGGAUUUGACAAGAUAAGAUCUUCAAUAUGCGAUCUUGUCACCAUAUCCAGGCUUCUAAAUGCUACUCUUGUCAUUCCAGAGCUCCAAGAAAGUCUUCGCUCAAAAGGCAUCAGCUACAAGUUCAAUAGCUUCUCCUACCUUUAUGACGAAGAACAGUUUAUAGCCUUUCUUAAAAACGACAUUACGGUUGUGAAGGCUCUUCCCGAGAGCUUGAAGGGUGCAAGAAAACGGAACGAGUUCCCUAUCUUUAAGCCCAAAAGCUCUGCCUCGCUUAACUUUUAUCUCGAUGAUGUAUUUCCAAAGUUAAAGAAAGAAAAGGUUAUUGGAUUGAUUGUCUCCAAUGGAGGUUGUUUGCAGUCUGUUUUGCCAGCUUCAAUGUCCGAACUUCAAAGACUUCGGUGUAGGGUUGCUUUCCAUGCCCUUCAGUUCCGUUCAGAAAUUCAGUUGCUGGGAAAGAAGAUGGUCGAGAGGUUAAGGGGAUGGGGCCAACCUUUUCUAGCUUAUCACCCGGGCCUAACGAGGGACACGUUGGCUUAUCAUGGUUGUGCCGAGCUUUUCCAGGAUGUUCACACUGAACUCAUUCAGUACCGACGUGCUCAGAUGAUCGAGCAGAGGAUUAUUUCAGAUGAACUUAGUGUAGACUCGCACUUGCGCAGGGACAAGGGCUUAUGCCCUCUAAUGCCGGAAGAGGUCGGAAUUCUUCUGAGGACAUUAGGGUAUUCUCCCAAAACGAUCAUUUACCUGGCUGGACCCGAGACUUUUGGUGGCCAAAGAGUUUUGAUCCCUUUGCGUGCCAUUUUCCCGAAUUUAGUGGAUCGGACUUCCUUAUGCAGCGAGGACGAGUUAUCCCGAUUAGUUGGUCCUGAAACGCCUCUUCCGCAGAACACCUUCAAAGUGCCUCCACGAAAGAGCGACGAGCAACUAAAAGAAGAGUGGAACAAGGCAGGCCCUCGGCCUCGGCCUCUCCCACCUCCUCCAGACAGACCUAUCUACCAACACGAGAAAGAAGGAUGGUAUGGUUGGGUUACUGAGAAUGAGACGGAACCAAUCCCUUCCUCCAUGGAUCUUAGGGAUCGAGCUCACAGGUUACUAUGGGAUGCUCUCGAUUAUUUCGUCUCUGUAGAAUCUGACGCCUUCUUCCCGGGUUUUAACAACGACGGUAGUGGGUGGCCGGAUUUCGCUAGUCUGGUCAUGGGGCAGAGACUCUACGAGAGGCCCUCUUCACGGACGUACCGGCCAGACAGGAGGGUUAUUCAAGGUCUCCUCAACAUGACAAGGGAGAACAUGUACCAUCCAAGACAUAACUGGACACUUGAUGUGAAGAAACAUCUGAACUCGAGUUUGUCUGAAAACGGGUUUAUCAGGCAGUCCGUUACAUCGAAACCGAGGUUGUUUCUUUCGCACCCACUUCCCGAAUGCUCAUGCAGAACAUCGCCUGUGGAGGAAUCCAAUGUGGUGCGGGAUGAUGAUGGAAGACAUCUCUAUGGAGGCGAGGACGAAUGCCCUAAAUGGAUCAAAUCUGCCGGAAGGGAAAAGAAAAACCCAGAUGACGACGAUGAAACAUCAGACUACGAGAACGAACCUCUGUCUGAACAGUUAGAGACCGAGGAAGACUACGCGAGAACUAAAGUAGCAUUGGCCUUCGACCAGGAUGAUGAAUGGGAUCCGAAUGACUAGAAUACACAGAAUUCGAGUUUCGUGAAGAUUCUUUCGGGAGGACGAAGCAGCAAACGAGAAGAGGUUCUUUUGUUCCCCUUUUUGAUCGGUUUCUUCCCGGCUUUCUUUUUUACCAUUUGACGUGAGAAUAAACUUGCAGAGUCAUAUUCUUUGGUCGUAAGCUAUUUGCAGAUUGCAAAUGGAAGUAAGUUAAAAGUUGCAUACCUUCAUAGUUCAUACACCACAAAGGGCUUAGGAAACAAGGAUAGGAAUGCUUUUAAUCUCUCUUAUGAAACAGAUGCAAUCUUUGAUUAAGUUUUUUUUUUUUCUCUCGUGAUGUAAAUUCUGCUUCAGAUUUUUUUUUUUUUACUUUCGGUUU